UUCCCCAGUCGGUGGAUCGCAACACCUGCCACAAACCUCUCUAAAUACCGUCCAAGAUCUCUCUAUGUUCUUGCCUCCAUCCUUUCAAGGUCACUCUGCAGUCUUGGGCCUGUUGAUACAGAACCCUUCGCUGAAAGCCUCAUAAAGUGCCCUUGCUCGCAGGGAGGCUGUCCACUUGAGUGUCGCGUGCUCAAUUUCCCCAUUCGCGAACCCGCAAUGGUCGCUACCACCAAAACCGUCAGCAACCUCGCUGUCGGCGCCAGAUAUCUAUCUAAGCGUCUUCUGGCUUCAUACAUCCUAGACUGGGUCCUGAUCCUUGGCACCGCAGCCGUUGGCGGCGCAUUCUCCAAAAUCGAUGGCGCCAGACACGACUUUUCGCUUCAAGACCCCUCCAUCUCCUUCCCUGACCAUGGCGACACCGUCUCCGUUGGCGUACUCAUUGUCGUUUCGGUUGUCGCACCGGGUGUUAUUACCGCCCUAAUCUCCCUACUCUUCGUUCCAGGCCCCACGAUUCCGCACUCGACGCCCAAAGCACUCAUCUGGCGAAGAAAGAUUUGGGAAUGGAAUACGGCUUGGAUGGGGCUGGGUCUGGCCCUAGCCGCUGCCUUCCUCAUCACCGAAGGCCUGAAAGACCUUUCCGGCAAGCCUCGACCCCAUAUGCUGGCUGUGUGUAACCCAGACACGUCCCCAGCCUCAAUCCGGCAACACCAGGUCGGCGGGCUGGGCACAUCCAUCGAUUCUGCGGUCCCCAUCGUUGUGGACUGGCAUAUCUGCCGGAACACAGACGUCAGCCAAAUGCGCGAUGCGUUUGCAAGUUGGCCCUCGGGUCACGCGAGUUUCAGCUGGGCCGGCAUGCUGUACCUCAGCCUGUUCAUCUGCGCGAAGUUCGCUGUUCAAAUUCCUUUCUUGCCGCCGACACCUGCCUCUCAAGACAGCCGGAGAUAUAUCUCGACGUUCGACGAGGAGAAUGACAUACCACAUGAGGAAGACCACUCGUCCAAGAAUUUGCGGUCGGAUACAUCCUUAUCCUCACCUAGACACACGCAUCCUCCACGCAAUGAAGCCGCUGCGCCACCCAUAUAUUUGCUCAUCAUAGCAUUCGUCCCCAUCGGCGUGGCAUUUUUCAUCUCCGUCUCACGCUGGUUCGACUACCGACACCACGGGUUCGAUAUCAUCUCCGGCUCGCUGAUUGGCAUAUUCACGGCCUGGUUCGGAUUCAGGUGGUACCACCUGCCCAUUCGAGGAGGCAGUGGAUGGGCGUGGGGCGCCAGGAGUCGGGGCCGGGCGUUCUGGCUGGGCAUCGGGCGUGCGAAUUACGUCGGCGACGAAGGAUGGGAGACUGCAGGGAGGAAUGCGCAGAAGAGAAGUGAUCUCGAAGCCGGCCGAAGAGACGUCACCGGUGCUGGGCUCCCGGAUAGAGGAGACGCGACCGAGACGGCGGUCACGAACCCUGCACAAUCAUAGUAUGAUUUUGAUGGUUAGCAUGGGGUUUGGUUGCAUUGGAAUCCAUUCUUAUUGAAUCACAUUAGCGAUGUACUCGACCGUGUGCCACGCCCUGAACUGCGUCUGUGAGGUUAUGCAGGCAAAGACGUGUUCAGGCGUGAAAAGACCGGGAACAUACGUUGAUCGGAACCGCGUGCUUUUUUAGGGGCAGUCUUGUAAGGUGGUUGAUGAGGCGAAGGGGCCGUCCUUGCAGAGUGCGAGCGCGGUGUACAGAGACACUGCUCAUACUAGCGAUGACAAUAUUAUAAUGAUAUUUCCUGUUUGC
This is a messenger RNA of Exophiala xenobiotica, 1768 nucleotides long. RefSeq lists its product as uncharacterized. The transcript has 2 exons. The coding region runs from base 217 to 1464 and encodes 415 amino acids. NCBI's taxonomy places the organism in Eukaryota, Fungi, Ascomycota, Eurotiomycetes, Chaetothyriales, Herpotrichiellaceae. The record is from RefSeq and is a predicted model, not a curated record. Gene Ontology annotation, biological process: phospholipid metabolic process. Gene Ontology annotation, molecular function: phosphatidate phosphatase activity.